UCCCAAAGUCACCCUACCCUAAGCAAACACUACCAUAUAUACCCUUAGAUCUUGAGAGAGCAGAGCAGAGAAGAGAAAAUCCUCCCAGCUGCCAUGGCCACCAAGACCAUUUUCACCCUCUCCCUUCUCCUCCUAGCCACUCUCACGACAGCGUGCGGCACAUGCACGCCCAAGCUGCCGCCGAAGGCACCGCCGGUGAACCCAUACUGCCCUCGGGACACACUGAAGCUGGGCGUGUGCGCUAAUCUGCUGGGAGGGCUGGUGAGCAUUGAGCUUGGGCACGCCCCAACCAGCCCAUGCUGCACUCUUCUUGCAGGGCUGGCGGAUUUGGAAGUCGCCGCUUGCCUUUGCACUGCCCUGAAGGCCAACGUGCUUGGGAUCAACCUGGAAGUGCCGGUGGCUCUCAGUGCUCUUGUUAGUGCCUGCCAAAAGACUGUCCCUACUGGCUUCAAGUGCCAAUAAUUAAGCCAACAUUAUAUUAUUUCUCCCCACACCUAGCCGUGGCUCAUUUUCAUGAUUUUGUUGUUAUUGGUGUCUGCUUCUGUGUUGUACAAUUGUUAUUGUUUGUUUCUUAACGUUAUUAGGAGGUUCUUUUAAGUAGGCAAAGCACUAUUUUGCCUUAGCUUAUCAGUUUGUGUAAUUGUGUUGUCGGAUUAUUGUUAAGAUAAUCUUACUUUGCUUUGUUGUAAUAUUUACUGUUCAUUUUUCAUUAUUCAGUAACUUUGUGUUGAAUAAAAGUGGUAGAAUAUUUUUGUGACA
Ipomoea nil (Japanese morning glory) is the source of this 759-nucleotide messenger RNA. RefSeq names its product pEARLI1-like lipid transfer protein 2. Lineage: Eukaryota; Viridiplantae; Streptophyta; Magnoliopsida; Solanales; Convolvulaceae. The coding region runs from base 94 to 462 and encodes 122 amino acids. The record is from RefSeq and is a predicted model, not a curated record. The transcript has a single exon.